UUUCUACUUCUUCUCUGCCGGCUUUCUCUUCGCACCCCAGGUCGUUUCCUGGUCCCUGACCCCGGCGCCUAAGCGCCCCUCACACGAACCCAGAGCCUAGUUUUCAUUCCGAAUCUCUCCGAGGCUCGGAGCGGCUCUGCCGUGCGUCUUAGCGGGGCGGCCCGGGCUAAGGCCUUCCGCGCAGACCUGACCCCGCGUCUCGCCACAGCUUCGUCGAGGUCUCCUCCGCCGCCGCCGCCGUCGUCUCGGGAUGCCGCGGCCGGGGUCCGCGCAGCGCUGGGCGUCCGCCGUGGGCCGUUGGGGCUGCAGGCUGCUAGCGCUGCUGCUGCUGCUGCUGCUGCUGCUGGUGCCGGGGCCCGGCGGCGCCUCUGAGAUCACAUUCGAGCUGCCCGACAACGCCAAGCAGUGCUUCUACGAGGACAUCGCUCAGGGCACCAAGUGCACCCUAGAGUUUCAGGUGAUUACUGGCGGUCACUAUGAUGUAGAUUGUCGAUUAGAAGAUCCUGAUGGUAAAGUGUUAUACAAAGAAAUGAAGAAACAGUAUGAUAGUUUUACCUUCACGGCCUCCAAAAAUGGGACAUACAAAUUUUGCUUCAGCAAUGAAUUUUCUACUUUCACACAUAAAACCGUAUAUUUUGAUUUUCAAGUUGGAGAAGACCCACCUUUGUUUCCUAGUGAGAACCGAGUCAGUGCUCUUACCCAGAUGGAAUCUGCCUGUGUUUCAAUUCAUGAAGCUCUGAAGUCUGUCAUCGACUAUCAGACUCAUUUCCGUUUGAGAGAAGCUCAAGGCCGAAGCCGAGCAGAGGAUCUAAAUACGAGAGUGGCCUAUUGGUCAGUAGGAGAAGCCCUUAUUCUUCUGGUGGUUAGCAUAGGGCAGGUAUUUCUUCUGAAAAGCUUUUUCUCAGAUAAAAGAACCACCACAACUCGUGUUGGAUCAUAACUACGUUUUAAGAGUUGAUGCACCAUUGCCACUGUAAUAUUGCUGUCCUCUAAUUAAUUUUAGGUACUGAAGAACUUAAUAUUGGCAACAUUUUUAAAACCUUACUCAUACACUUGUUGGGAGGGAUGUUCAAUGCAUAUCCCCAAACUCUGGAAAGGACACCUUUUUUUAUGUGUAAAGGUGGAAAACUUUGGAACUUAUUUUGGGCUAUUCAUGUUAAAUAUUCAACACCAAUGAUCUACUUUUUUCUUGGUUGUUUAUAUUUACUCUUCACAGACUAAACUUUGGUAUUUUGAUUCCUUUUAGCCAUUUAAAAGUACUUUUCUUAUAGGUAGUUAAUAUUUUAAAAACCUUAGAUCUGUGUACAUGUGUUAUGGAGGAAGAAAAUUGCCUUUUUAUUGUUUAUAGUGAAUAAAGAUUUGUUUUUAAGAAAACCAAAUGUGAUUAACUGUAGCCCAAGCCCUGUUCUGCACUGUUUAUUGGGGGGGGGAAAAUCUACCAUAGGAAUGUUAGUUAAUAUUGAUAUAAUUUUUAAUUGACACAUCAUUGUAUAAUUUACUUCUCACUAACUUGGAAAGUGUCAGACUUGUUUUGGGGGUUUAUUUUAUGAUUUAUAACCAGCUACAUUAUUUUUUCCUAAAAGCAUUCUUACCACAGAAAACCAUGUGUUUCAGUAGCAUAAUAGAGUUUCUACAGGCCUUAAAAAAUCAGACUGUUAAUAACAGGCAGAAUAAUUACAGAAUAAUUUAAGACACUACAAUGGAAGCAAGUGAAAUAGGGAAAUUUUUAAUGCGUUAUAUGCUCUGCACUCAUUACAUUUUCAGUGCUUUUACAAAGGAAAAAGAUAUUCUGUUUUACCAUUUUAAUUGGCUGGUUCUUAACCUAUGUGGCUUUAAUUUCUUUGAGUCAUUACCAGCUUAAAUUGACAGUUGUAAUAUUAGUAUCACAUUAGUGCCAUACAUUUUAUCCUCAUGGGUGUGAUGCACUGAGAAGUUAGUUUCUUUGUUUUUUUCCGUCUUUGUUUUUGUCUUGCACAUCUUAUUUCUACAAUCUCUGGUUAGCAACCCUAAAGUGAUUUUAAAAACGUUAAGUGCUGUGUGUUUCCUGUUUUGUGAUCUUUAUUGAUUGUAUUUCAUUUAGUGUACAUUCAGUACACUAUAGGGUUUAGACAGUUUGCAUUUCAUAAACCUGUAUAGAUGGAGCUGAGUGAAAAAAGAUUUUGUUUCAAGCAUUCAAGAAUAGGAUAUAACAUGACGCAAAAUUGUAUCGUAAUUUAAAGCUUUUCUGCUGUUUUUUUUUUUAAAAUGCAACUGUUUUUCUUCCAUGCCUCCCUUCCCCACCCAAAUGUGAUGAGUACUGAAAAAAACUCAUAUCGUAGAGACUUUGAUAUGUGAUACCAUAGAAUACUGAUUGGAUAACAAUUCUAGUCAUCCUAACUGACUAGAAGUUGACUCUUAAUUCUAAGCUGUCUUAAAAUGCAUAUAUACACUUUGCAUGUAGAAUUCUGCAAAAUGAAUUCAAAUUGUCAUGUUUGCUAAUUUCAGAUACCACAGUGUAGCAGGGGUGAACUUGUUUUCAGCCCUUUAAUUUUAAGAUUUUUGAAGACGAAAUAACUACUCCUUAAACACCAUUUAUCAAUGGAUUAAGAAGUAAAGUUUAAGAUUUUGCAGAUUUAUCUGUUUGGGUUCUUGUAUUCAAGUUGUCCUGCAGCUUUGUAAGUGUCCCUUUAUAUUUAGAUUUGAAAGUUUUAAACACUAAUGUUAAUGUGAUUGAUAAGCAUGGGCAUAUGUAAAAUGUCCUUUUCUGGUUGCCUGUCUACUCUAUUGUGUUCAGAUAUUAUACCAUAAUUAAACAGUCAGGUAUAGAUCUUACUGAGUUGGCAUAGAUAGUACACUCAUUUAAUCUGUGCCUUUCAAAACUUUAUAUUAGAUUAUAACCACAAAUCAUUUUUGAUCAAACUAUUGGGAUAUAUUAAAAUUUUUGAAAUCACUGCUGUUAUCUGUUGUAGAAAAUAGUGUGGGCUUAGUGUAGGCUUUAUGUAACUGGUUAAAUUUUGAUGGCUGUCUAUACUCAACUGGGUACGUAUGUAUAGAUUAGAAAAUACAUGUCUAUCUAGACAGAAAUGCUAAGUAACAUUUUUUUCUUCCUCCUACUACAUAAUUUGUAGCUCAUCUUAUUUCUUUAAUCCUUUCAUAACUUGUUGCAGCAGUUUGAAUUUCUCAAAUAUUUAUGUUUGGACAUAUGGCUCAGAAUACAUAUUUGAACAUCAUAGUUGUAUAUAUUUUUAAAGUAUAAUAAAUAAUGGAAAAUGACUUGAUAUACAAGUUUAUACAAAAAUUUCAAUUGUGUGAAGAUACAUUUUAAGAUAUUACUUUGCUAAAAAUUGAAACAUUCUUUUUUCUAUUAAGGAAACAAACGGUUUUUGGUUCACAGCUUUCAUCCAGGCUUGAUGAUAAUCAACUUUGAAAAUACAGUGGACUGAAAAGCAGUUUUAUUCUUUGAAAGACUUCAUUUAAAGCUCUGUACUAUCCAUUUUUGUCUUAGUUUGUAAAUGUGUAGCAUUUAUAAUUAAAUAGGACAAAGCAGACCCUAUGGCUAUUGUUUUCAAAAAUUAAAUUAAUAUAUAAUAAAUUCAAAGGGGAUUUUCAUUUAUUUUUGAAUAGAAAAAGAAAUUUCUCUGAAUUAACAUAUGUUGGUUCUGCAGGAUUGCACCAAUCAGUUUCUUGUAGAAUAAAAAAAUCUUUCAAAAAACUGAUUUCACUUGUUUCUGUUAGGAUUUAAAUCUUUCUAAAGCUCCUUAUAAAUUUACAGCUUGGAGUACAGUUUUGUGACAAGAGUGAUUAUUUAUUUGGUAAUUCAUUAAAACAUCUGAGGGACUGGCCAAGAAAUAAAGAAGAAAUACCAA
Galeopterus variegatus (Sunda flying lemur) is the source of this 3845-nucleotide messenger RNA. RefSeq names its product transmembrane emp24 protein transport domain containing 7 (gene TMED7). Gene Ontology annotation, cellular component: COPII-coated ER to Golgi transport vesicle; endoplasmic reticulum; Golgi apparatus. Bases 251 to 940 code for a protein of 229 amino acids. Gene Ontology annotation, biological process: Golgi organization; intracellular protein transport; endoplasmic reticulum to Golgi vesicle-mediated transport. The record is from RefSeq and is a predicted model, not a curated record. NCBI's taxonomy places the organism in Eukaryota, Metazoa, Chordata, Mammalia, Dermoptera, Cynocephalidae. The transcript is spliced from 3 exons.